Messenger RNA from Vicia villosa (hairy vetch), 1661 nucleotides. RefSeq names its product spermidine hydroxycinnamoyl transferase-like. The record is from RefSeq and is a predicted model, not a curated record. Gene Ontology annotation, molecular function: acyltransferase activity, transferring groups other than amino-acyl groups. Bases 109 to 1479 code for a protein of 456 amino acids. Lineage: Eukaryota; Viridiplantae; Streptophyta; Magnoliopsida; Fabales; Fabaceae. The transcript has a single exon.
ACAACAUUAAAUCAACAAUGCCAUCAUCUAUAUAAGAAACCUCAACUGAGCAUGAAAAUUCACAAACUAAAAUAAGAAAACCUGUGUGAGAGAAACAUUAAGUCAACCAUGUCAUCUUCAUCUAUAACUUUGAAAGGUUCUUACACUGUGAGACCAUCAGAACCAACAUUAAGCGAAUGGGAUCAAUUUGGAAUUAUAACCCAUGUUCCAACUAUUUACUUUUACCGCCCCCCACAAAAUUGGCUUACUCCUCCCAUUAAAAUUGCCACCACUCUGAAAGAUUCACUAAGCAAAGUUCUGGUGCAUUUUUAUCCACUUGCUGGACGUUUACAAUGGAAAACGAAUGGUCGUUUUGAAUUGGAAUGCAAUGCAAAGGGUGCUCAGUUCAUCGAAGCGGAAUCCUCGUCAACAUUAUCCGAUUUCCGUGACUUUUCAUCUUCUUCAAAAAAUGAUUACCGCAACCUUUUUCCAUUUGUUGAUUACACACUCCCGAUUGAAGAACUUCCAUUGGUUAUUAUUCAGCUCACGAAUUUCAAAUGUGGAGGCAUUAGCAUUAGUAUGUUAGUCUCACAUGCGGUUGUUGAUGGACGAAGUGCAUCCCAUUUCUUUUGUGAAUGGGCUCAACUUGCACGUGGAGAGCCUUUGAAUAGGGUUCCGUUUCUCCAUAGCAACAUGUUAAAUGAUGGGAAACCAUGCAAUGGUGUUAAAGAGUGGAAUUUUAGUGAGCUUCCGGUUUUGCUGGGAAAUUUAAAAAGUAACGUUGAGAAAAAAAGGAACAAAACAACUGUUGCUAAAGUCAAAGUUAGCAAAAUACAAGUUGAAAAAUUGAGAAAAAUAGCGAAUGAGAGUUGGAAUAAGUCUAGCAAUGAUCGAAGUUAUUCAAGGUAUGAAACGAUAACUGGUCAUCUUUGGAGAAGUGCGUGUAAAGCUAGAGGGCAUGAAAAUGACCAACCAACUUGGCUCGGCGUAAGUGUUGAUUGGAGGAGUCGUGUAAAACCUAAUUUAUCUAAAGAGUAUUUUGGGAAUGCGACAAUGGAUGUGAUGGCUACUAGUCUUGCAGGUGAUUUGAUAUCUAAGCCAUUAGGAUAUGCUUCGAGUAGGAUAAGGGAAGCAAUUGAGAAGGUGGAUGAUGAGUAUGUGAGGAUGGUGAGUGAGUGCAUUAAGAAACAAGAUGAUUUGACUAAGUUUCAAAAUUUGGAUGAAGUAGUAAGUGGUAACAUUGUUCCUUUUUAUAAAAAUCCUAAUUUAGGAGUGAUUAGUUGGUUGACAUUGCCGUUACACGGACUUGAUUUUGGAUGGGGGAAGGCGGUUUAUAUGGAGCCAGGAAUACAUGAGAUAUAUGAAGGAGAAUCGUUGAUUCUUCCUACUCUUCAUGAUGACGGAUCUUUGUUGAUUUUUAUUUGUUUGCAAGAGGUUUAUAUGGAUGCUUUUAAAAUAUAUUUUUAUGAAGGUAUUGAGUUGGACACAGUUGUAAAAUGAAUGUGUUGUGUUGUGUUGUUUUUUUCUUUUUCUUUUUAUUUCUCUUUUUAGGUUGUUGUCUAUGUCCAGAAUACAAGUCAUAGUACUUGUAAUAUUUAACUUUUCUUUAGUAUAAAAUAUUAUGAGUGAACGAGGAGCUUGGUCUAUUAUUGUGUAAUGGAAUCAUAAUCGAAAACAUGAGU